AUCGUUCAGUACGCUCAUGUGUAUGUUUUUGUUGCAUUUUUUACAUUUAAUUUCCAUUCCACUUCUGAAUUGAAAUCUCUCUUCCUUCGUUAUUAUUCACAGUAAGUGAGUAGUUUGCAUCAUUGUUCCGAUUUUUGUUUAGCCGAAAUUCAAAACUUACUCUUUAAAACGAGAACUAAGAUCAUUUCGUCAUUUUCUAUUGGUUGAAAGUCGAACAGAAGAUACACAAUGUUGCGUCCAAUUUCUCGUUCAUUGUGCCGGUUCAAUUUAUUGGGAACGCGAUCCUGUAGCAAUGCAUCGGAAAAACUGGUUAUUACAGAAGUCGAUGAUAAAACAGGUUAUGCCACUGUCACACUCAACCGCCCACCGGUCAAUAGCCUUAAUCUGGAACUGCUGAAGUCCAUCUCUGAGGCAUUGGAUGAGUUACAGAACAAUAAAUCUAGGGGAAUGAUUCUCACAUCGUCAUCGAAAACCGUUUUCAGUGCCGGGUUAGAUAUCAUGGAAAUGUACAAGCCAAAACCCGAGAGGUUGAAGGAUUUCUGGUCCACCCUGCAAGAUGUCUGGUUUAAGCUCUAUGGUUCUGCAUUUCCUACCGUUGCUGCCAUUAAUGGUCAUUCUCCGGCCGGUGGCUGCCUCUUAGCGCUUUGCUGUGAGUACCGUAUAAUGUGUCCUAAUUAUACCAUCGGGUUGAAUGAGACCCAAUUGGGCAUCGUUGCUCCGACUUGGUUCCAAGCGUCGAUGCGCAAUACUAUUUCACGUCGAGAAUCUGAGCUUGCGCUGACGCUUGGUACGCUGUUUUCCACGGACCAAGCAUUGAAGGUUGGAUUGAUUGAUGAAAUUGCGGCUAACAAGGAGGAAGCAAUUGCAAAAGCAGCUGUUUUCUUGGACAAAUUUAGAAAAAUUUCACCUCAAGCGAGAGCAAUGACUAAACAAGCAUUACGAAGCAAGGAUAUCAUGCAAUUGGAGGAUAAUAGGUCCCAGGAUAUCGAUCUAUUUGUUUAUGCUGUUACGCAGCCGAAGGUCCAGAAGAGUUUGGAGCUUUAUCUUGAAGGACUGAAGAAAAGGGCAAGCGCGUGAACAUCGUACUCCGAGCGUGCAAUUUUAUGUUUGCGUUAUUUUUCAUUGUAUUUAAGAAUAAAACUAUUUUUCUAACAAGGUU
This is a messenger RNA of Toxorhynchites rutilus septentrionalis, 1159 nucleotides long. Its product is annotated as enoyl-CoA delta isomerase 1, mitochondrial-like. Gene Ontology annotation, cellular component: mitochondrion. Bases 229 to 1077 code for a protein of 282 amino acids. The record is from RefSeq and is a predicted model, not a curated record. Lineage: Eukaryota; Metazoa; Arthropoda; Insecta; Diptera; Culicidae. The transcript has 6 exons. Gene Ontology annotation, biological process: fatty acid beta-oxidation. Gene Ontology annotation, molecular function: enoyl-CoA hydratase activity.